AUGGAGAGCCUUGAUGGGAUUUCCAUCCCCCGCGAUGCGGCCGAAGAUCGCAGUGUUGGUCAUCUUGAUGGCGGCCGUUCUUCCAGAGCAUCUCGGGAUGGUAGCAGCUCUCCAGACUCUCCGAUUGACUUCAAUUUUCCUUAUGCAGACACCUCCUUUACCUCUGGCUCGAGCAGCAAGCUGGCUGGCGACCAGCCCGAAUCAGCGUUGCGGAGCCUUCUCGACUUGGAAGACGAUCGGAAGUCCCCCCGCGCGGCCUCACCGUUCCCCUCGCUGCCCUUCAGCGCCCCAUCAGCUCCCACGGCCCCUAUGAGCGAGGAGGUCGAGGAAGCUGAAGAUGAAGAGCCGCAGGUUGCAACCUCCUUCGAGCGGGACUCGACACCCACGUCGGCACAAAAGCAGCGAUCUGCGUUCUUCGACACGGGCGGCGAAGAGGGGAUCAACCGCAUGCACAAAUUCUCGCUGUACGAGACAGCCACCCGCUUCUACAUGGUCGGCAUGGACUUGUCGGACACCCGCUUCCGGAUCCUGAAGAUCGAUCGGACCUCUGAGUCGGGCGAGCUGAUCAUCUCCGAGGAUGACAUCGUGUACAGCAAGCGGGAGAUGAGCCAGUUGUUGGAUACCAUCGACGACGGCAAUAAGAGCUCGGGCGGACUAAAGCUUAAAUGCAGCGCCUGGGCUAUGCUGGGAUUCAUUCGCUUCACGGAUGCUUAUUACAUGCUCCUAGUGACGAAGAGAAGUCAGGUUGCCAUGCUCGGUGGUCACUACGUCUAUCAGAUUGAUGGAACUGAGUUGAUCUCGUUGACGACGUCCAGCUCAUCUCGCCUGCGACCGGAGAAGAAUCCUGAGGAGGCAAGGUACAUUGCGAUCCUGAAUAACCUUGACUUGACCCGGUCGUUCUACUUCAGUUACUCUUACGACAUUACCCAUACUCUGCAGCGCAAUAUCUGCCGGGAGCGCAAAGCUAAUCAUGCGGGACAGCCCAAGACAUCCCAGCAGGAUUACAAUCCCAUGUUUAUCUGGAAUCACCAUCUUCUCACCCCGGCUCUUACCAAGUUACGCAACCCUUGGGAGUGGUGUCUUCCGAUCAUCCAUGGCUAUGUCGAACAGGCCAAACUUUCAAUCUACGGGCGGAUUGUGUACAUAACCAUUAUUGCCCGUCGUUCUCGGUUCUUUGCUGGCGCUCGUUUUCUGAAAAGAGGAGCGAAUGACUUGGGAUAUGUGGCCAAUGACGUCGAAACGGAGCAAAUUGUCUCUGAUAUGGCGGCUACGUCGUUCCAUGCGCCCGGUCCGCUGCUCUACGCUAAUCCGCUCUAUACAUCAUACGUCCAGCAUCGUGGCAGUAUCCCGCUCUAUUGGACUCAGGAGAACUCCGGUGUUUCCCCCAAGCCAGACAUUGAGCUGAAUUUGGUCGACCCGUUCUACUCUGCUGCGGCUUUGCAUUUCGACAAUCUGUUUGAAAGAUACGGUGCUCCAGUCUACGCAUUGAACCUGAUCAAAGCUCGAGAACGGACCCCACGCGAGUCGAAACUUCUCAAGGAAUACACCAAUGCCAUUCAGUAUCUCAAUCAGUUCCUUCCUGAGGAUAAGAAGAUCAUUUAUCAACCUUGGGACAUGAGUCGCGCUGCGAAAAGUCGCGAUCAAGAUGUUAUCGGGACACUCGAGGAUAUUGCCGGGGACAUUAUCCCAAAGACCGGCUUCUUCCAGAAUGGUGUCGAUGCGGAGUCUGGGCUUCAACUGCAGAACGGAAUAGCGAGGACCAACUGUAUCGAUUGCCUUGAUCGUACGAAUGCCGCUCAGUUUGUGAUCGGAAAACGCGCGCUGGGCCAUCAGCUCCACGCUUUGGGAAUCAUCGACGGAACAACAGUGGAGUACGAUUCGGACGCUGUCAAUCUGUUCACUGAUAUGUGGCACGAUCACGGUGACACCAUCGCUAUUCAAUACGGAGGCUCUCAUCUGGUCAACACCAUGGCAACCUACCGCAAGAUUAAUCAGUGGAGCAGUCACUCACGAGACAUGGUCGAGAGUUUCAAGCGUUACUACAACAAUUCCUUCCUUGAUGCUCAACGUCAGGAAGCAUAUAAUCUCUUCCUUGGCAAUUACAUCUUCUCCCAGGGACAGCCAAUGUUGUGGGACCUGUCCACCGACUAUUACUUGCAUCAUGCCAAUCCAAGGUCAUGGUCAAACAAAAAGCGUCCUCACUAUAUCAAUUGGUACAAUCCGGACAACCUGAAGAAGUUUGAAUUGCCGCCCCCUCCUAAGCCGCUCAAGGAACCGUUGUCGCACUAUGACGACUAUUGGCUCGAGUACUAUCGCCCGCUAGCAGUGUCAUCAUUCUCCAAGGUGUUUUCCUACAAGAUGAACUCCACCCUCCGGUAUCUGCCUUUCCGCCCUGGAUCCGGUGCUCCCUACGACAUAAGCCCGUUUGUGCCCAGAAUUCCACAUGAACCGGUGAACCGUGAACGUCAGACCCACCGAACAGUCAAAAUUCAGGAACCUGACAAGACGGCAAUCGGUCGUUCCAACUCCACAACCUCGCAAUCCAACCGGCGUUGGUUGAACCAACCCCUUUCCGCGGACAAACAGCUUCCGGCCGCAGGAAUCAUGAAACAACCCACAUACACGUCUUUCGGAACGCCUACACACACCACCGCUUCCCUUCAGUCCUCCCUGGAGCCCGGCGCCGCGCCCAGCAAAGCGCAAAUCGCUCAAUGGACCCUGGGCCAGCUCGUGCACGACUCCCUAAACCCCACCGUCACCGCCGCGGAAGCCGAAGAAUACGAACGCUACAUCAACCAUCCCCUGAAAGUGCCCCUCGUAGUCACCUCGGAGAACGAACUGACCGCGACCUCGAUCCGCGAAAACGAAGCCAACAUCGACUACAUCGAGUAUGCCAACAAAUGCAACGUCGAGGAAGCUACCCUCGAGGCCAACGCGCUCGAGAACCUAGCGGACUACGUCGAAUACCUCAACGUUCCCGAGACCGGGCUGACCGUCGUCGCGGAGGACUACGAUAAAAAGCGAUACAAGCGCUACCGGCAGUGGCUGCGGGGCAAAAGUCUUUUCAAGCAGCGCGUCGAUGCUUGA
Aspergillus aculeatus ATCC 16872 is the source of this 3087-nucleotide messenger RNA. RefSeq names its product phosphatidylinositol-3,5-bisphosphate 5-phosphatase. NCBI's taxonomy places the organism in Eukaryota, Fungi, Ascomycota, Eurotiomycetes, Eurotiales, Aspergillaceae. Gene Ontology annotation, cellular component: intracellular membrane-bounded organelle. Gene Ontology annotation, biological process: phosphatidylinositol dephosphorylation. The record is from RefSeq and is a predicted model, not a curated record. The transcript has a single exon. Gene Ontology annotation, molecular function: phosphatidylinositol-3,5-bisphosphate 5-phosphatase activity. The coding region runs from base 1 to 3087 and encodes 1028 amino acids.